Arabidopsis arenosa is the source of this 1074-nucleotide messenger RNA. The record is from the annotation of a GenBank genome assembly. Lineage: Eukaryota; Viridiplantae; Streptophyta; Magnoliopsida; Brassicales; Brassicaceae.
CUCAUCCAAAACCCAACAAAUCUACUCUCAAAACCCACAAAAAAAAAAAAAAAAAAAAAAUUGGCAAUGGCUAUGAUCAGUUACUCCACCGUUGUGGUUGCUCUGCUUGCUUCUUUUAUGAUUUGCUCUGUUUCCGCCAAUUUUCAACGGGACGUGGAGAUAACUUGGGGAGACGGACGUGGACAGAUCACAAACAACGGCGAUCUUCUGACACUCACUCUCGACAAAGCUUCAGGCUCAGGAUUCCAAUCCAAGAAUGAAUAUUUGUUCGGUAAAAUCGACAUGCAGAUCAAGCUCGUUGCCGGAAACUCAGCUGGAACUGUUACCGCUUACUAUUUGAAAUCUCCUGGAUCUACAUGGGACGAGAUUGAUUUCGAGUUCUUGGGAAACCUAAGUGGUGAUCCUUACACACUUCAUACCAAUGUCUUUACGCAAGGAAAAGGUGAUAGAGAACAACAAUUCAAACUCUGGUUCGAUCCCACUAGUGAUUUCCACACUUACUCUAUCCUAUGGAACCCACAACGCAUCAUAUUCUCUGUGGAUGGUACUCCGAUAAGAGAAUUCAAGAACAUGGAAUCUCAAGGAACUCUGUUUCCUAAGAACCAGCCGAUGAGAAUGUACUCGAGUCUAUGGAACGCUGAAGACUGGGCCACAAGGGGUGGUCUCGUCAAAACCGACUGGUCUAAAGCUCCCUUCACCGCUUCCUACCGCGGCUUCAACGAAGAAGCUUGCGUCGUGAUCAACGGCCAGUCUUCAUGCCCAAACGGGUCAGGGCAAGGAAGUAGUGGUUCGUGGUUGUCCCAGGAGCUAGACUCGACGGGUCAAGAACAGAUGAGACGGGUGCAGAAUAACUACAUGAUAUACAAUUACUGUACGGACGCUAAGAGGUUCCCUCAAGGUCUUCCACGCGAGUGUCUAGCUGCGUAAAGCUUUUAAACAAAUGAUCCAAGGCUAUGAAAAGUAAUACUAUUCUUUGAUUCAUCGUUUAAAGUAUCUGAUGUUUGAUUACAUCUGUUUUUUAUCCAUUCUACGUAAGUAUAUGUAACUUUACCAAAAUAAAACAUUUGAACGUAU